This is a messenger RNA of Teleopsis dalmanni, 1795 nucleotides long. Its product is annotated as 1-aminocyclopropane-1-carboxylate oxidase-like. The coding region runs from base 459 to 1667 and encodes 402 amino acids. The transcript is spliced from 7 exons. The record is from RefSeq and is a predicted model, not a curated record. Gene Ontology annotation, molecular function: dioxygenase activity. NCBI's taxonomy places the organism in Eukaryota, Metazoa, Arthropoda, Insecta, Diptera, Diopsidae.
CAGUGUUGAUAAAAAUGUUGUGAAGUGUGGUUGGAAGCGGUGGUAGCCUGUAAUUUUACUGGUUUCGUUUGUUUUAUUUUGUUGAAAUUUUUUAUAACAAAACAAAAAUAAAAAACAAAGAAUAAAAAUAUAUUUUAAGUAUCAAAAUAAAAACUGUUUAAUUUUUCAAUUAAAAUUUGCUGGCGUUUGUUUAAAGAUAUAUAAAUUAAACUCAAAAACCAAAAAUAGCAAACAAAUAUACAGCCUACGUCACUAUAAACAAAAUCCAACAAAAGACAAAGCAGCCACGUAAUACAGUCGCGAGGCAGGCUUUCUCAGUUUAACUCACAGUCACAGCAACAGCGAAAGCUGCAGCAUCAACACUGCAAGCAGCAAACGGUAACGUCAGGUACGAGGCGGCGUCAUUUAAAUAAUUUCAAUCCUUUGAGCUUGACCAAGCACACACACACACACGUAAAAUGUUGAAUGUUAGAAAGUCAAGUGACGAUAAAGUCGACACUUUGCUGGCUAGAGGAUUGGUGCCAAUAAUCGAUCUUGCACACUGCGGUACUGAAGAAUGUCCGGUAAAAUCAGUGGUCAAUCGUGUAGGACUUCAGUUGCAAAAAGCGCUUUCAGAAAAGGGCAUGGCACUUCUUGUAAAUCAUGGUAUAGCUGAUGAAAAGUUAAAGACAGCUUGGGAUCAUUUAGAUGACUUUGUUGAAUUAUCUGAAGAUGUUAAAGAACAUUACAUACGCACACCUAAAGACAAUCAUGGAUAUGUCAGUCCCGGUCUUGAACGUUUCGACGGAAAAACACCAGAGCUAAGACAUGCCUUUAAUAUUAGCACACUUAAUGCUAAAAAUUUACCAGAAGAGCCAUUGCCUGGUUUUGCGGAACACAUUUCAACUUUGGCUAAAGAUUUUAAAUCACUGGCUAGUUUUAUACUUCAAUCUUUAGCCGUUUCAUUAGAUAUACCACAAUCAUUUUUUACUGAAAAACAUUCUCAUAUGUUAUCUGGUGAUCAUGACAAUGAAACUACAUUACGCUUAUUGUAUUAUCCACCCAUAAUAGAAGAUGAUGAGAAAAAUGAAUAUAUACGUGGUCAUUGUAAAUAUAGUUAUCAACGUUGCUUAUCAGAUCAGCCCGACUUUCGACCAGAGCAUAAUCCGCGUGAUGAUGAACUAAAUGAAACUGAUAACACAAAUGGAAGUGAUCAGGCAAAAUCUACAGAACGUCAACUAGCUAAUGGUUCAGUAAUACGUUGUGGUGCACACACAGACUAUGGCACAUUUACAUUAUUGGCUCAAGACUCUGAAGGAGGUUUGGAAGUUAAAUUGCCAGGAAGCGAGAAAUGGCAUCGUGUUGGACAUUUGCCUGGUGCAAUUUUAGUGAAUUGUGGUGAAAUUUUAUCAAUAUGGACACAAGAACGUUAUCCCGCUUUGCAACAUCGUGUCGUCAUUCCGGAACAAGAACACAUACGUUCACGUGGUCGUCAUUCUAUAGCAUUUUUCUGUCAUCCAGAUAAUUUGACGAUGAUUUCACCUAACGAUUUACCCUUACCUGAAGUUCAAGACACAACGUGUAAAAAGGGACGAAAGAAGUCUUUUAAAGCUGCAAAAGAUAAAGUCUACAAUGCAUACCAGUUAAUACAGAAAAGAUUCAGAGACACGUAUAAUAACUCACAAUAAACAGAGUACUUAACCGAACCAGUGUUGGCUUUCUUCAAGUGAAUUAUUAGUCGAAACUGUUAAAAAUCAUUUAUCUGAAUUAUUUGAUCGAUUUAUUGAUCGAUCUUAUAAUAAAUUUGUAUUAAUUU